UCACUCAGUCCGGGAGACCCGGGUGACAGUCCCUCUGCGCCGCGCGCAGGCCAGCCUCUCCGGCCCUGGACUAGGGGUCGCUGAGCAGAGAAGCCGCCGAAGGCUGCAGAGUCGCCGACCGCGCCGCUCGCAGGGAGACCCCGGGCUGCCCACCGCGGCCUAGCGCGCGCCGAAUAGCAGACGUGUCAGCGGCCAUGGACCGCUUCUCGCUGGAGCAGUCCGGCCCCUGGGGCCUGGCCCUCGCCGCGGCCCUGCUGCUCCUGGCCUUGUGCCUGCUCGGCGGGCGCACCAGGAGACCCGGUGAGCCUCCACUGAUAAAAGGUUGGCUUCCUUAUUUUGGAGUGGUCCUGGAAUUACGAAAAGACCCCUUAAGGUUCAUGAAAACUCUUCAAAAGCAACAUGGUGACACUUUCACUGUUCUUCUUGGUGGGAAGUACAUAACAUUUAUCCUGGACCCCUUGCAGUAUCAGCUAGUGAUAAAAAAUCAGAAACAAUUAAGCUUUAGAGUAUUUUCUGAUGAAUUAGUAGGUAAAGCAUUUAGCGUCAGUCAGUUGCAAAAAAAUCAUAACAUGAAUGAUGAGCUUCACCUCUGCUAUCAAUUUUUGCAAGGCAAGUCUUUGGACAUACUCUUGGAAAGCAUGAUGCAGAAUCUCAAACAAGUGUUUGAAUCCCAGCUAUUAAAAACCACAAGUUGGGACACGGUACAAUUGUAUGCAUUCUGCAGCUCAAUAAUAUUUGAUAUCACAUUUACAACUAUAUAUGGAAAACUUGUUUGUGACAACAACAAAUUUGUUAAUGAGCUAAGAGAUGAUUUUUUAAAAUUUGAUGACAAUUUUACAUAUUUAGUAUCUGACAUACCCAUUGAGCUUCUAGGAAAUAUCAAGUCUAUUAGGAAGAAAAUUAUAAAAUGCUUGUCAUCAGAAAACUUAGCCAAGAUGCAAGGAUGGUCAGAAAUUUUACAAAGCAGGCAAGAUGUCCUAGAGAAAUACUAUGUGCAUGAGGACCUUGAAAUAGGAGCACAUCAUUUAGGCUUUCUCUGGGCCUCUGUGGCAAACACUAUUCCAGCUAUGUUCUGGGCAAUGUAUUAUCUUCUGCGGCACCCAGAAGCAAUGGCAGCAGUGCGUGACGAAAUUGACCGUUUGCUGCAGUCAACAGGUCAAAAGAAAGGGUCUGGAUUUCCCAUCUACCUCACCAGAGAACAAUUGGACAGCCUGAUCUGCCUAGAAAGCACCAUUUUUGAAACUUUACGACUGUCCUCAUAUUCAACCACCAUUCGUUUUGUUGAGGAGGAUUUGACUCUCAGUGCAGAGACUGGGGACUUCCGUGUGCGAAAAGGAGACUUGCUAGCCGUCUUUCCUCCAAUCUUUCAUGGUGACCCUGAAAUCUUUGAAGCUCCAGAGGAGUUUAGAUAUGAUCGUUUUGUAGAAGAUGGUAAGAAGAAAACCACCUUCUUCAAAAGAGGGAAAAAAGUGAAGUGUUACCUAAUGCCAUUUGGAACUGGAACCACCAAAUGUCCAGGCCGAUUUUUUGCAAUUAUGGAAAUAAAGCAAUUGUUGGUUAUACUUUUAACUUAUUUUGAUUUAGAAAUAAUUGAUGAUAAGCCCAUAGGACUAGACUACCGCCGCAUGCUAUUUGGCAUUCAGUAUCCAGAUUCUAACGUUUUAUUUAGAUACAAAGUGAAAUCUUAGAGAAGCUAAAAGGAAAGAAAAGAAAUCUAUCAAAAUUAGCCUAAACAUCCUAAGCUCAUCUAUUUCUUUUUAAUUUCUGCAAAAUGUAAUUGCUGUAUUUGUUUAAAAAGUGCUGAUUUCUAUUUGAUCUGAGAUCCGUCCAGUUUGUACUUAGACACAAAACCUAUCAUAAUAUAAAACAGGAUGGUGGCAUGAAAAUGGGCAUCAAAAUCAACUUCAGGGUAAACUCAAAACAGGGAUUCUUUGUUUGUUCAAUUUUUAAUUUUUCCUUGUGAUUUUCACCUGUUAUAAUAAAUGUACUGUCACAGCAAUGGAUUGGUCACUGUGGAAUUUAAGUCAUUCAAAUUAUUCUCUAAUGUGUGAAAAUACACUUUAUGAACUAUUAGAAAAUUGUGCUGGAAAUGGACACAGUUUAACAAAUUCCAGAUUCUCACAGAAGAAGGAAAUUAAAUUUCCAUGAGUUACACUGGAUGAAAAUGUUCCCUUCAAGUAUAAUAUCAAUAAUACUUAUAUUUCCAGGGUGCGUGUGCCUUAAAUGAGUUUUGCAGUAGAUUAAAUGCUUCAACUUCACUUCAAUAUUUAAUGAGGCAUAAAUAUUCCUUAUUACUUUGUAUACUGUGGCUCAAUAGAACAAAAUUUCUUGUUAUAUAAGACCUUUCAAGUUCAAGUUUGAUACUGAUAAGAUUUAAUGUAUAAGAAAACACAGAACCUACUAUAUAUUCAGCAGUUGCCCUAGGCAUUAGUAUUAGGUUUAUUAUGGGAGCAAAUGUUGAAAUCAUUACAGCAUUGAUUAUAGCAUUUGGCUUAGUAUAAACUAUAAAAGUAAUGCAAAUAUUGCAAUUAACUCUUUUGUAGAUGCUUCCAUGUAUAUAAACUGAGAAGCAAGACAUAGUAUUUCAUUCUGAUGUUUCACCUGUUGGAUUUGGAGUUCAUGUGUACUGUUUUGAAUUACAUCAUGUAACACAGUGUAAUUUCAUGUGACACAUGCAGCAUUGUGUCAAUGAUUCAAAUAUGUAUUUUUUCAAUCGAGACAGUAUCUAGCUGUGUUGC
Messenger RNA from Saimiri boliviensis boliviensis (Bolivian squirrel monkey), 2738 nucleotides. It is a transcript of the gene CYP7B1, whose product is annotated as cytochrome P450 family 7 subfamily B member 1. Gene Ontology annotation, biological process: bile acid biosynthetic process; cholesterol homeostasis. NCBI's taxonomy places the organism in Eukaryota, Metazoa, Chordata, Mammalia, Primates, Cebidae. Gene Ontology annotation, molecular function: iron ion binding; heme binding; oxysterol 7-alpha-hydroxylase activity. The record is from RefSeq and is a predicted model, not a curated record.